GGCCCAUAUUUGUAAGCUAAAAAUUAAAAGAAGUCAUGAGAGGAAGUUGUUCACUCAGUCAGGUUAAUUUAAAAACAAGCUCCUGAGUCACUGGUAGAGUUGUUAUUUUGAGGAACUUUGACCAGUCUGCUAUAAAGUGACAUGUGAUUCUUCUGUUGUUUUGUCGUUUUUUUCCUCUGCGGUAUGGAAGAACCUGGUGUGACACCUUAUGCCACUGGAACAAAUUAGACCGAGGAAAGAUUUUAUGGAGAUAUUUGCACCCCCAAAUGCCAGGAAUCUUGAACGCUGCCUAUUGAGAGAGAUACUCAAGACGUCGUGCUUCUGUUUGAGUGUUACAGAUGGAUUCUGUAACGUCUCUGUCUCCCUCAACGGGAUCUCAGCUCAGUGUGGAUGAGAUGAACUUGCUCUCUAAACUAGAGGAACAGAACAGACUGCUUGAGAACGAUAGUAAGUCUCUGUACCCUCUAAAUGGGGUCCUGAGAAGUCCCACCUCACCCAAAACCUUCUCUUUUGAGGAUGACAUAUGGGGUGACGUCAUUAAAGAUUGGGACGACUGGUGCAAGAGAAAAGUAGGACAGAUUAAGGUGCUGACCAGGAGGGGUGUCCCGGCUCAUAGGCGCCCAGCUGUGUGGCAGCUGCUGUGUGACGUUCAGAAUGUGGCCUUAGAGCAGAAGUACUCAGAUCUGCUGAAGAGCUCAUCUCGCUCCGAGACGCUCAUACUCAGAGACCUGGCGCGCAUUCUCCCUCAACACCAGCUCUUUCACAACAAAGUUGGUACUUGCCAGAAACAACUGUUUAAUGUGCUGAAGGCUUACUCAAUCUUAGACCAAGAGAUUGGCUACUGUCAGGGGAGUGUGUUUAUUGUAGGUCUAUUGCUCACACAGAUGGCUGAAGAGGAUGCCUUCUACCUUUUUGUGAGACUAAUGAAGGACUUCAGAAUGAGGGAUCUGUAUAGAUCCGAUAUGGUUGAACUCGGCUGCUGCGUUUACCAGUUUGACACCAUGAUUAAGGAUCAACUUCCUGAGCUUCAUUCCCACUUCCAGACUCAGGGUUUUCACACCUCUGUGUUCUCCUCCUCUUGGUUUCUCAACAUCCUCCUCUCAUCUUUACCAAUCAGAACUGCGAUUAGGAUUUUUGACAUCUUUAUGUGUGAGGGUUUGGAGAUUGUGUUCCGGGUUGGUUUGGCUUUACUUCACAUGAAGCAGACAGAACUCAUCAAGCUUGACGUAGAGGGAAUGACGAACUGCUUGCAGAAUCUAGAAUCAUGGGCUUCAGAUCCUGACGGAAUCAUUGAAGUAGCAUAUCAAAUAAAAUACAAUCCCAGCAGAAUGAAACAGUUGAGACAAGAGUAUGCAUCUAUCAAGACGAAAAAGCAGCAGGAGCAGGAAGAACUAAAUGGACUUUCCUCAGAGAACAAACAUUUAAAGCAGAGGCUUGCCUUACUGGAAAAGAGGUGCUCAGAAAAACUGGUGUCACAGCUAAAGAAAGAGCUGGAGAAAACUCAGCUAAACACAGCCAGGUCACAAAGCGCUUUAAAAGAGAUGCAGGCAAACAUCUUGCAGAUGGAAGAGAAAAGCGAUGUGGCUAAUGGGGACAGUGUGAUGUAUCUGCAGACGGAGCUGAUCGGCUGUAGAUUGCAGGAAUCGGAGGCACUCACUGAACUCAAAGUGCUAAAACAGCACAUUAAAGACCUGGACGAGAAGUGGCAGAAGCAGCAGGUGCAUUGUGGAGGUCAGCAAAAGGUCACCAAUGCACAAAAUGGACUCCAGGGGGAGCUGUUAAGCACAAGACUGAAGGAAGCGCUCGCUCAAGCCGCUCUUAAAGAGAGCCGCCACAAACUGAUGAAGCUGCAGACAGAGAACACAAUUUACAGCAACCAGCUGAAACGUAUCGAAGCGCAUAUAAACAUCCAGCGAGAUCAUCUGCAGGAGUUGACGUCUCAGAACCAAGAUCUGUGCAGCCAAUUACAACAGAGCAGACGGCAGUUUUCUACUGUUCAGUGCAAGCGGGACAAAGAAGCAAACUUGGCCGUCACUGCAGUUCUUCAAAAGCAGAUCACAGAGUUACAAAUUCAACUCUCCAAACAUACUGCAUCACUUUCUCAACCCGCACUGAGGCCUUCCACGUCCGCCUUCUCCGAAGCACAGUGACACCUAAAAAUGGAGAGCUGCCCUAACGUCCAGUCGUCCUGUCUCCAGAAGCACGCCAUCCGGUGAGACACUGAGGAUAUUCUAUUAAGAGAGCUGCCCACAGCUACAGUGUCUACUAUGAAAGUACUCUUCACAGUCCCGACUGUUAAACAUGGUGCAACACUUUAAGUGUCAUUGAAAAGAGACGCACUGUGACAGUUUUGCCAUUAACGCUUGAAAGUGACACCAAGAUUUCUCAUUCUUACCAAAGAAAAAAAAAGGUUGUUAAAUAUCUUAGAUCUAACAUUCAAGUAACCGUCACACUGUAAAAUAGGUUUUAGUCAGGGUCAGCCACAAAUACCUGUACUGAAAAUCCGACUGAUUGAACAACAGUGAUUUUCAGAAAACACUCAUCUGUAUUUCACCCAGUGUUACUGGCAUCCAGGUUUUCUCUCUGCUGUUUCAAGCGCUUGUGGAAACUUCAUCAAUGUCACUAAAUGAAUCAAUAUGCAGUAAACCACACAUAUAAUGCAUUAUUAUGAAAAAUUCAGUUAAUGUUUUAAUAAUUUUCACGAUGUGUAAUAUACAUUAUAGUCAUAAUAAUAUAAGAUUAUUAAAGUUUUUAAACUGAC
Molecule: messenger RNA, 2761 nt
Organism: Puntigrus tetrazona (Sumatra barb)
Lineage: Eukaryota; Metazoa; Chordata; Actinopteri; Cypriniformes; Cyprinidae
Gene: evi5a
Product: ecotropic viral integration site 5a
Exons: 17
Coding region: 339-2150 (603 amino acids)
Source: RefSeq, a predicted model, not a curated record